AUGGCUAAAAUACAUCGAUGUCUCUUUUUUGCCUUAGGCUUAUCUCUUGGCCUAACAAUUGGCAUCCUUGGUGUCCAACGUUUCCCCCCCUCUAUUUCUUCUUGGCCAUCUUUCACCACUACCUCGCCAUAUUUAGCACUAGUGACCGAGCCACCAUCUAGACCUCCACCACCGCCGUUGUCGCCGUCUCCACCAUCCAUAAAUGUGACGUCCAAGCAACUACCGAAGGAGUACAACUUGGGAUUGUAUGACAAAAAUCAUACAAACGUUAUGCAUAAUAUGAGUGACAAGGAGUUGUUGUGGAGAGCAUCAAUGGUCCCUCAAAUAGAAGGGUACCCUUUAGAUAUUUUGCCUAAAGUGGCUUUCAUGUUCUUGACAAAAGGUCCCUUACCUUUGGCCCCAUUAUGGGAAUUAUUCUUUAAGGGUCAUCAAGGUUUUUACUCCAUCUAUGUGCAUACUCAUCCUUCUUAUAAUGAUUCCUUGCCUCAAAGUUCUGUCUUCUAUGGAAGGCGUAUUCCUAGUCAGGAAGUAAUAUGGGGAACCAUGUCAAUGAUAGAUGCUGAAAAACGACUUUUAGCCAACGCAUUCUUAGAUCAUUCCAAUCAAAGAUUCAUAUUACUCUCAGAAUCAUGCAUCCCAUUAUUCAAUUUCACCACAAUUUACAACUACUUAAUGAAUUCUAAGGUAAGUUUUCUUGCUUCAUUUGAUGACCCAAGAAAACAAGGACGUGGACGUUACAACCCCAAAAUGUUGCCUAACAUAACUAUACAAGAUUGGAGAAAAGGAUCACAAUGGUUUGAACUUCAUCGUGAACUUGCAAUUCUUGUGAUUUCUGAUCAAAAAUAUUACUCAAUUUUUGAACAAUAUUGUCAUCCACCAUGUUACAAUGAUGAGCAUUAUCUUCCAACUCUUGCAAAUAUAUUAUUUCCUGAUCAAAUUUCUAAGAAUAGAGGCAUUACUUGGGUUGAUUGGUCUCAUGUUGCAUCUCAUCCUGGUAGAUUUAUAAAGAGUGACAUAACACAAGAGUUUCUUAAUCUUAUUAGAUUUGGGUUGACAAAUUGUACAUAUAAUGGUAAUGUAACAUCCAUGUGUUUUCUUUUUGCUAGGAAAUUUGUAGGAGAUACAUUAAAGCCUUUGUUGCAAAUUGCUCCUAAACUUCUAGGUUUUGAUCCUUAAAAUUUUGUAACACUAUCAUUUAUUUGUAUACUAAACUACAUAUUAUGUCACUUGUUAAUAUGUUGAUGCACUAUUAUUUUGAUUUUUGAAUACCAAUAUGA
This is a messenger RNA of Beta vulgaris subsp. vulgaris (sugar beet), 1277 nucleotides long. RefSeq names its product glycosyltransferase BC10. Bases 1 to 1176 code for a protein of 391 amino acids. Gene Ontology annotation, cellular component: membrane. The record is from RefSeq and is a predicted model, not a curated record. NCBI's taxonomy places the organism in Eukaryota, Viridiplantae, Streptophyta, Magnoliopsida, Caryophyllales, Amaranthaceae. The transcript has 2 exons. Gene Ontology annotation, molecular function: glycosyltransferase activity.